AUGGAUCGCAACGCAGACCUCAUCGCAUGCAUAUCGUGCUCUGAUAGCCAAGCACUCGUCAAAAGGCUGAUAUGCGAAUACAAUGGAGUCGUGGGAAACCGUGAAGAAGAAGAGUAUCGUCGCGGCAGCCGCGAAGCGACUGCUUCGCUGAGCGGCGAUGAAGCCUCUCAGUCUCUUGUCUCGAUGGAGCUUAGAUUCAGCCGUGGUCCCAAAACCAAGCAGGGCUUCGUGUUUGGCGCCUCGCCGAGCUGCGACUUUAUCCUCGACGGCAAAGGUAUUAGCAACCGACAUUUCGCCAUCACCUUCGACAAUGAUGGUCGUCUUAUCGUGCGAGACUUACAUUCCACCAAUGGCCUUGCCGUCACCUAUAAUGGAAAGGCCAAGGCGAUACGCAAGGGUGGGUUUCACUGGAUCAUUGGCGGCGACGCGAUACUCGAAGGCGUCGAAAUCGAAAUCUGUCCGGCUCCGUCAAAGAAGACGACCAUCUCCAUUUUGGUACAGUCUGCAAUCAGUUUGAACGAUCCCGGGCAUCUUGAAAGAGUCGCCACCUUCCUCCAGGACACGGCUCCCCUCGAGCAACGUCUCUAUGAUCAAGUUUUAUCCGAGAUUCCGACUGCAUUGGCCACCCAGACUGCCUCCGCCAAUCUUCUCUCUUCGAUAUAUUUCCCUCUGCAAGAAAUCUCAUCAGGAGGCUUUGGAACGGUUCGACGUGUUUGGAACGUAUCUACUGGCCAGAUGUGUGCGCGGAAAAAGCCAAUCCAGCGGCAGCUGAAGCCGUCCCAGAUCAAGAUGUGGGUGCGAGAGAUCAACUGUAUGAAAAACGCAGUCCAUCACCAUAUCGUCCCACUGCUCGACUCCACGAUGGACCCCGUCCCCACCAUCUUUAUGGAAUUUUACAUUCUGGGGAACUUAGGAAACCAAACAUGGUCCUUAAGUCGGAACGAAAGCAUUCAAGUAUUGGAGCAGUGUCUGGACGCUUUACAAUACAUACAUUCAAUUAAAAUGGCCCACCGAGACAUCUCCCCAUCUAACAUCCUCGUCCGUGGACGGGCCGAGACUUACGAUGACAUCGACGUGGUAUUGUCAGACUUUGGCCUUUCCAAGGAAGGCAGCGAUUUGGUUACCUUUUGCGGCACGCUUGCAUACCAAGCUCCUGAGGUAGUGCGUCCGGUCAGAGCCAGAGGUUUCUCUGGUUACAAUUGUGCCGUCGACCUGUGGAGCCUUGGCGUUGUCGUCCUUCAGAUAGCAUUUGGACUUCCGAAUGAUGUUGAUCCUGCCAACCCAACGGCCUGGAUGCAUCGCCUUGUUUUGGAGGUCACCAAAUGGGACAGGAUUAGCGGUCUCGGUCACAUUUUGACGCUCAUGAUCGUUAUUGACCCUGAGGCUCGCAUCACAAGCUGUGAUUGCUUUGCGCUCGCUAGAGAUCUGGCCUUGUUUGGCGAAGAACCUAGCUAUAACUCCCAAGUCUCGUCAAAUGAAGCCAUCACAGCAACUCACAGUUUGCUUUCUCCUGGCGAGGGCGGACUACAAAAUAGCAACCACCUGAACCGCGUCGAUUUCCGUAGGUCUAACGCCCCUGAGCCGUCUUUUGAAAGCUCCGACCAGAGCGUACCGCUGUCUGCUGUGGCGGACUGCCAUCAGCAGCUGUACGCGGACGAAUACCAGCAGGACCAAGGCCGAUAUAAUACCACGGACGCCGCUUACACAGUUAGACGACCAACCCUUGGGCUGAACCACAAUCCUGGCCAACAAUAUGAAUACAACGCCAGGUCUCCGGCUUCCCGGACUUCGCAAUGGUUACCCUCUCUGUGCUCUGAUAAUGACCCCUAUAUGGUCCAGGGCGGCAUGGGGUAUGCAAGGGAACUGCACGGCGGGGGGAACCACGGACGGUUUGGGGGUACUACCAGGCAGUGGUAUGUCGGGCAAACCGUUGAAGGUAGUGGUGCGUCGCAGGAUUCGUCUUCGUAUCACCACCCAAGAGUAACAACGCCCUUAUACGCUCAUUCGGUGGCGUAUUUCAUCGAUGCUUGCGUCUAUGGUGCCCACGUGCUUGGUUUGCAACGGCGGCCCAUGCGUUUCUUUGCAGCUCAGUAUGGCGACCCUGUGCCAAUAGAAGACUUUAGUCGUUGA
This is a messenger RNA of Pyricularia pennisetigena, 2130 nucleotides long. RefSeq lists its product as uncharacterized. Gene Ontology annotation, molecular function: ATP binding; protein serine/threonine kinase activity; protein binding. NCBI's taxonomy places the organism in Eukaryota, Fungi, Ascomycota, Sordariomycetes, Magnaporthales, Pyriculariaceae. The record is from RefSeq and is a predicted model, not a curated record. The coding region runs from base 1 to 2130 and encodes 709 amino acids. The transcript has 3 exons. Gene Ontology annotation, biological process: mitotic DNA damage checkpoint signaling; protein phosphorylation. Gene Ontology annotation, cellular component: nucleus.